Phytophthora infestans T30-4 is the source of this 888-nucleotide messenger RNA. RefSeq lists its product as uncharacterized. The transcript has 4 exons. The coding region runs from base 1 to 888 and encodes 295 amino acids. NCBI's taxonomy places the organism in Eukaryota, Oomycota, Peronosporomycetes, Peronosporales, Peronosporaceae. The record is from RefSeq and is a predicted model, not a curated record.
AUGUUCGUACAUCCUGGGGACGUCGCUCCUACCAAGGGAACAAAACGGAAAGCUGCUACCGGGGAGUCCGUCCAUGAAAGCCGACGACCUCUGAGACGCCAACGUAUGGUUGGGUUAGAAGGCAGUGACUCGGAUGCAGAGCCGGCAAUGAUGCAGACACCUGAUGAGGAGGACGACCAGGAUAAGCGGGAAGUGCAACGCCAAAAUCACAUAUUGAACGCCAUCGGAGGAGGACCAAUCCGUUUUGCAGAGCUCGGUGCAUAUGCAGUCGACGAGAUGCGCUCGAACACGACAGCGACAUUUCGCCCAACGACGAUUGAAAAGGACAUCUACGACAAAAUUGGCCACCCAGAUCAUCAAGGACCUUCUCGGUCGGCUUUGAUGAAGGGCGAAGUGCCGUCAGUGAACAUGACGGUCUUCUCUCGAAAGAAUUGUAUCCAGCCGGCUACGAAGGACCCAUCUUACGAGAACCUAAAGGAAGCAUUGAGAAACCUUCGCCAGUUUGGAGGCGGCUUUUACAACGAGAGUACAGUGGACUUCAUUCGCGCGAUUGAGCGCUUCGUAGAGAGCUUUGGCCUGACCUCGGCGAUGCGAAUAAAGGACGAGCUGUCGCUCCAUGACCCCCUGCUAGCCGAGCUCCUGUACGAUGAGCAGAAGACGAUGAUAGCCACGCUCAAGGCGCAACUGGCGGUUAUCCCCUACGAGCAACGCGCAGCCUUACUCAGGCAGUCGGGAAACGCGUCAAGCGAGAACAAGAGGGAUACCGAAAGAUGCAAGUGUUUCUCCACUAAGCGGGAUCAUUUCCGACCUAAGACGCUGCCUGAACCUGUGAAGCAGCACAUUAUCAAGAAUUUCGGAGGUUUGGCGCCCGAGUUCGCGGACCUGUGA